GGUUCUGCUUCUUUUUAAAAGUAAAAGUUCCAAAACAUGUCAAACUCUCCCUCUGCUACUGCGGUGCAUGAUGUAGUGGUUGUAGGAUCCUGUAUGACUGACUUGGUCAGCUUUGCACCACGUUUACCAAAACCUGGAGAAACCAUACAUGGGCACAAAUUUUUUAUUGGAUUUGGAGGAAAAGGAGCCAACCAGUGUAUCCAGGCAGCACGACUUGGAGCCAAAGCAGCAAUGGUUUGCAAGGUUGGGAAUGAUACCUUUGGAGAAAAUUACAUUGAGAACUUCAAAAGCAACGGCAUAUCUACAGAGUAUGUGGCCCAAACAAGUGAAGCAUCGACAGGAGUUGCCUCUAUUACAGUGAAUGAUGAUGGGCAAAAUGAAAUUGUAAUAGUGGCCGGCGCUAACCUGCUCUUAAAUUCAGAAGAUUUAGAACAAGCUUCCAAUGCAAUCCGUUGUGCAAAAGUAGUUGUCUGUCAGCUAGAAAUUCAAACUGCCAUCUCAUUAGAAGCCUUAAAAAUAGCACAUGAUGCUGGAGUGAAAACGAUCUUCAAUCCUGCUCCAGCUACAGCUGAUCUUGAUCCUGAUUUCUACAAAAAGACAGAUGUCUUCUGCUGCAAUGAGACUGAGGCAGAGAUCUUAACUGGUGUUGAAGUGUCCAAUGUUGAAGAUGCUGGAAAGGCAGGCUCCAUACUGUUGGAGAAGGGUUGCUCUGCUGUGAUCAUCACAAUGGGAGUGAAGGGCAGUUUGCUGAUGUCACUGGAGAACCAAACUCCUUGCCACAUUCCCACAAGGAAAGUGAAGGCAGUGGAUACUACGGGUGCAGGUGACAGUUUUGUGGGUGCCCUCGCGUUCUACAUGGCUCACUAUCCUUGUAUGGAACUGGAAGAAAUGAGCAGGAGGGCCUGUGACAUUGCCACUGUGAGCAUCCAAUCCCAAGGAACACAAACUAGCUAUCCCAGCCGAGCACAGCUCCCACAGGAGUUAUUUUAGGCAAGACUGUCUGUUCCAUGACAAGAUGAAGAAUUGAGACAUUCUAUG
This is a messenger RNA of Pristis pectinata (smalltooth sawfish), 1038 nucleotides long. RefSeq names its product ribokinase (gene rbks). NCBI's taxonomy places the organism in Eukaryota, Metazoa, Chordata, Chondrichthyes, Rhinopristiformes, Pristidae. Bases 37 to 990 code for a protein of 317 amino acids. The record is from RefSeq and is a predicted model, not a curated record. Gene Ontology annotation, biological process: D-ribose metabolic process. Gene Ontology annotation, molecular function: ribokinase activity. The transcript has 8 exons.